GCUUAUUGCAUUGUAUAGGCGCACACCUCGCACAAAAUCUUUGUUUGAGCGAAUGUCAUCCCGUCGUGUUUCAUCCGUUGAUUCAAAUUGUUCAUAUGAUAAUCAAGAAGAACCUACAAUAAUUUAUAAUACUAAUGAUCAAGAGAUUUCUCAAAUUCAUUUGGAUUUAACUGAUUCAACAUUGCCACAAUAUAAUGAUGUGAUCAUGUCAUCGAAUGAACAAGAUGAUUCAACCGUAUCAUUCAAUGGCGAUAUAGAUGAUGAUGGUGAUAGUGAUGAGUAUGCUUAUUUUAUUUUACAUUGCCGCUUCUUCGUUUUUUCUCCUUCUUCCUUGUUCAUUCUCCUUGUACAAUAUCAGCAGGUUUUGUUUUGCUUGG
Molecule: messenger RNA, 377 nt
Organism: Adineta ricciae
Lineage: Eukaryota; Metazoa; Rotifera; Eurotatoria; Adinetida; Adinetidae
Source: the annotation of a GenBank genome assembly